Messenger RNA from Scaptodrosophila lebanonensis, 1875 nucleotides. RefSeq names its product N-acetylgalactosaminyltransferase 6-like. NCBI's taxonomy places the organism in Eukaryota, Metazoa, Arthropoda, Insecta, Diptera, Drosophilidae. The coding region runs from base 144 to 1718 and encodes 524 amino acids. The transcript is spliced from 4 exons. The record is from RefSeq and is a predicted model, not a curated record. Gene Ontology annotation, cellular component: Golgi apparatus.
GGUAUUUGUACGCACCUUUCACAGACAAAACUAUCGACCUGGAUCCAAUAUUUCAACCUUACGGCAGAGCACAGGAUAUCGUACUACCUAAUUUUCCACCUCCUCCAAGUGAAGAGAAACGGGAUUGGCACGAUUAUUUGGCCAUGAAACGCGAUGCCAAGCGUGUGGGCCUUGGUGAACAUGGAGAGGCAGCCAAAUUGAAUAAUUCGAUGGGCGGCUUGCAGCUUAAGCUGUAUAGGAAAUACGGUUUCGAUGCGCUGCUCUCCGACUCUAUAUCUGUGAAUCGCUCGUUGCCCGAUGCACGGCUUUUGACCUGCAAAAAGAAACUGUAUCUGAGUGUACUACCAAUGGCGAGCAUCAUUAUAAUUUUCUUUAACGAGUAUUUGAGUGUGCUGCAGCGCUCUGUGCAUAGUGUAAUUAAUCGCUCACCACCUGAGUUGAUUAAAGAGGUUAUAUUGGUGGACGACUACAGUGAUCGUGAUCAUCUCCACAAGCCGCUAGAGGACUAUAUAGCCGGCCAUUUUACAAAUGUGCGGAUUAUUCGACAACCUCGACGAAUGGGUCUGAUGGCUGCCCGAACUGCAGGUGCACGGAAUGCGACCGCGGAGAUUCUGGUCUUUCUGGACUCCCACAUCGAAGCCAAUCACAAUUGGUUGCCACCAUUGUUGGAGCCUAUUGCACUAAAUAAGCGAAUAGUCGUUACUCCCUCUAUUAAUGCAAUUAGUUUUAACAGUUUCAGUGUAGGUAAAAAAAAAACUUACAGGCGUGAUGGCUUCAUGUGGAAUCUUGUGUAUAUGGAUCUACCACGGCUACCCGAAGACUUGAAGUUUCCGGACAAGCCUUUUAAAAGUCCUAUUAUGAUGGGUGGACUAUUCGCUUUAGCGUCACAGUUCUUUUGGGAGUUGGGAGGAUACGACGAGGGGCUGGAUAUUUAUGGUGGCGAACAAUAUGAGUUAAGUUUCAAAAUAUGGAUGUGUGGAGGCGAGUUGUAUAAUGUGCCUUGUUCACAUGUUGCACACAUCUAUAACCGGAAUAAAAAAAACUAUAAGCUACCAGUUGCACGAUCGAAUUAUUUCAGAAAGAAUAUGAAACGGAUGGCACAAGUGUGGAUGGAUGAUUUCAAACAAUUUGUUCAAAAACCACUUCAUAAUGUCAACGCGGGUGAUCUCACCAAACAAAAAGCGCUGCGAUCUAAAUUAAAGUGCAAAUCCUUCAAGUGGUAUUUAAAAAAUGUGGCAUUUGAUAUUGUAGACAGAUUUCCACCAUAUAUAUAUGCCUCCGGUGCCAUACAAAAUUUGGGAAAUGUCAAUAUGUGUGUGGACGUGCUUGGAAAUGAUACUUUGAAGCCUAUUGGCCUACAUCAUUGUGCCAGAAACUUGAUUCGCCCCAAACAGUCGCAAUUUUGGGUACUCAGCCCCCGUAAAGAAUUGCGCUUACAAUUGCAAAACAAAUAUACAAAAUGCCUAGAGGUCCAUACAUUGAAACGUAAUGCUCCAGUGUGGCAAAGUCCAUGUCACAGAAAUGGGGGAAAUCAGUACUGGAACUACGAUUACAAGACCGGACUUCUACAGUAUCGUAAAGAGGGUGAACGUUGCCUGGAGAUGUUGCCGCUGAAAAAAACGGUGGUCGUCAAUGCGUGCAACAAAAGCAAUAUGUACAUGCAAUGGAACAUCGGAUUUGUUAAUCGGAAAGCGCUUAAAAAUAUCGAAAGUUUGUGAAAUUUGUUGAAGGGCGUUUCAUAACUAAGAUUUUAGAACAGUUAUAGAAAAUCACGAUGGAAAUGCAAGAAUCUGGCGAGCUCAACUCUUAAUUAAAAGCUUCUGAUAAAAGCUUCCCUUUUCAGCCGGAAUCUCCGACCAAGAACGGUCUCUGAGA